UUUGUAACUCAUUAACUGCACUGAAGAACUAAUUAUUUUACAAAAAAAAUGGCUCCAGUGAUAUUCCUGUUCGCGCUUGCCGUUCUGACGAAACUUUCUGAAGCCUACUCUCUCCCAUACCUUCCUGGUAAUGAAAUUGAAGAUUCCUGGCCACAUGAUUGCGAGGGCAGAAAUUACUGUUGGAUAAAAACCGACGCUUACCGAAAACAACAAAAUAUAUUCGACAAGGUUUUGAGUGGACAGGUCAUGAACUACAGGCUAGGUGAGGAAGUGAGCAACCGAGACGGCGAAGGUAGUGAGGUGAAAGAUAUUGGCAACUGCGGGCCAUCCACAACCGAGCUCAAAACGAUAUACAUGAUCAAAGAUGAGGAAGGCACGGUCUGGUACGUCCCACAAACCACCAAUUACACCAUUCGGGUCCAAAUCGAGGAAUGCGGCAAGAAGCUUGGCCCCAUAACGGAAUCUGAACACACUGGUUUGGAAAGAUUUUUCUUGAAAGAAUAUCAAGUGCACUGCGUCGAGCAAAGAGUCGAGUUUACAUUCCCUGUACUGCACCAGAACGGCAACAAAUACUACAUCAAGUUAAUGUCACCUGCGAAAGGGCUUCCCCUGAGUUGCUCAGCUAAAAUACUUAAACAAUAACUUCACUCUCCCUUGUCACUGGUGAUUGAUCAUACCGUGAGUCUGCGCGCGUACUACCACGGUACUAUUAUGGUAACAUUCUAUUUCCAACGACAGCUGCACUACUGUCAAUUUUACUAUGGAUAUUGACAAUGACAGCGACGCCUUCAGUACUACGAUUGCAGCUGCGGUUAGAAAUGGAAUGUUACCAUUAGGCUCCGACAGAAUACCAGCGCUGCGGCAGCAAUCCUGCAGCUGCAGCACAUAGUACUGAGUCAGCGCCUUUUCGCGAGUACACGGUCGUCACAAAAUAAAAUCCUAGUAGUUAGUAAUUAAGUUUAGUAUAGUACUUAGACCUAAGUUUUAUUUUUAUUAUAAGUUCUUUAUUUUUCUUUGUCACGAUAAUGUUUUGCAAUAAAGUUUUUAUUGAAGUAUCUAUCACUGUAGAUGAAAUAAUGGAAUAUCUUUUGGACGCUAUGAUAAAAGCGCGCAAAAAACUCGUACUUAAGAGAUUACCAGUUUAAGAUCCGAAUGUAAACUUUAGGCACAGACUAUAUACAAACAGACAUCACAUUGGUCCGCGUUCAUUGCUACUAACCAAGAAUUUCCACAUUGCACGGUUGUGCGCUGGUUUCAUACUAUAUCUUGACCUGUAGCCUUACCACGACUGCCUUAAGUAGCAGUGUCAAAUACACAUAUUCGCUCGCACUAAAUGCGAGUACAAGCGAGAUGCGUAGAAAGUAAGUUACGCACACGCUAUAGUAAAUUAUGUAUGUCAGUGUCAAGCUGGUGUUACCUUACUAUGUACUUACAUGUAAAAAUUCUCACAUCUGGCAUAUAGAGUUGUGCUUUAAGUACUUUUUGUGUAUGUGUUUUUAUAUAUAGUUACCUAUUAUUUUAUACUGAAGAUGUAACGUUGUGUUUAAAAUAUGUA
Molecule: messenger RNA, 1555 nt
Organism: Cydia fagiglandana
Lineage: Eukaryota; Metazoa; Arthropoda; Insecta; Lepidoptera; Tortricidae
Exons: 6
Coding region: 49-642 (197 amino acids)
Source: RefSeq, a predicted model, not a curated record